AUGGAAGUAGAUAAAGAUAGGCAACCACCUUUUGCUAAAGAAAUUGAAAAUAAAAUGGAUGAAAUUAAGGAAAAUCUUAAGCAUGUCGAAACUAAAGAAACAGUCAUGUUACCAACUCGGGCAGACAUCGAAGUAGAAAAUCAAGAAAAAAAUAAGUUCCUAAUUCAGGCAGAUAUUGAAAAUAAAAUGGAUGAAAUUAAGGAAAAUCUUAAGCAUGUCGAAACUAAAGAAAAAAUUAUGUUACCAACUCAGGCAGGUAUUCCUGUUAUUACUUCUAUGUCAAUUACCGAUCAUAAGAGUGAAUCAUCUUAUCGGAUUUAUACGAAGCCAAGUGAACAACAAAAAAAAAAUACAUUGUCAUCUCUAAUUAAUGUUGUAAACCUUUCUGAAGCUCAAGAUUUACAUAAUGACUAUGAUCACGAAUAUGAUGAUACUACUAUCAACGAUCACAAUACUAUUAACGACCAUGAUAUUAUUAAUGAUCACAAUACUAUCAAUAACUACGAUUCUAUCAAUGACUACGAUUCUAUCAAUAACUACGAUUCUAUCAAUGAACACAAUUACCAUGAUAUUAACGAUCAUAAUACUAUUGAAAUCACUAGUGGCUAUAAUACUACUGAAAAAAUCGAAAUUCAGUCUCGAUCAACCUUUAAAGAGUUUCGAUCACCUUUAAAAGACAGAACGAAGCUGAAAAACUUACCAUUACAUAUAAAUGUGACCAAAAAAAAUCCUACAUUAGGUGGAAAAAGAUUUCUACGACGACAUGCAAAAUUGAGUUCAAAAAAUAAUGCUACCGCUACGAUUAUUAAUAAUUACUAUAUAAUUGCAGAUCAUGUUGCUGAUCAUAGUAAAGCAUUGGAUAAUAUAUAUUAUUCAAUAGCAACAAUACAUAAUAAACUUGUGAAUAAUUAUCAUUUGGAAAUUGGGUUAUAUCUUGUAGUAUCAGAUGCAUUAUAUGAUACCAUUAAUAUAAUACAUAAUACUGAUAUAUCUGUUUGUUAUAAAACAGUUGAUAAUUAUAGAAAAAAAAUAUAUAGUGAAUUAGAAGAUGAAGAUAUGUAG
Messenger RNA from Scutellospora calospora, 1062 nucleotides. The record is from the annotation of a GenBank genome assembly. NCBI's taxonomy places the organism in Eukaryota, Fungi, Glomeromycota, Glomeromycetes, Diversisporales, Gigasporaceae.